This is a messenger RNA of Musa acuminata subsp. malaccensis (wild Malaysian banana), 1084 nucleotides long. Its product is annotated as protein DROOPING LEAF-like. Gene Ontology annotation, cellular component: nucleus. The record is from RefSeq and is a predicted model, not a curated record. Lineage: Eukaryota; Viridiplantae; Streptophyta; Magnoliopsida; Zingiberales; Musaceae. Gene Ontology annotation, biological process: multicellular organism development; floral meristem determinacy; cell fate commitment.
CCGUACGUCCCAUGGGUGGGGUUCCCCCGGGCAUUAUUGAGAGAAUAGGAACCCUAAGACAUGGCGCAUGCCCACUACUCCUGUGAGCAGCUCUUGGGCACGGGAGAGGAGGAGGCCGAUCUCCUCCCCGCCUCCUCCAUCUUAGCUUGUCUCUUCUUCUUGCUCAUGGAUCUGGUACCUCCCACCGAUCGCCUGUGCUACGUGCGCUGCACCUACUGCAACACUGUUCUUGCGGUUGGCGUCCCUUGCAAGCGGGUGAUGGACACGGUAACCGUGAAAUGUGGUCACUGCAGCCAUCUCUCCUUUCUGAGCCCCAGAGCCACGGUGCAGUCCCUUACUCCCACCGAUCACCGGAUGGGCCUUCAGGGUCCUUGCAGUGAUUGCUUGAGAGGCCAACCUUCACCUCCAUCAUCGUCAUCGAAUUCAAGUGAACAAAUGAUCCAGAAACCGCGAUUUGUCAUGAAACCUCCGGAGAAGAAACACAGGAUGCCUUCGGCUUACAAUCGAUUCAUGAAGGAGGAAAUACAACGAAUCAAGGCAGCUAAACCUGAUAUCCCGCACCGAGAAGCUUUUAGCAUGGCUUCGAAGAACUGGGCCAAGUGUGAUCCUCGUUGCUCAACUACUAUUUCGACCUCCUCCGAUAACAGUAGUGGAAAGAGUCAAUUGCCCUAGAACGGAGAACUCCAAAUUCUGCAAGCAAAUGGAGCAGAAGAAUUAGGUUUCCAACUGUGACUCGGAGCUCCUACUAUUUCCUAGUGAUGCGCUUGUGGUGUUAACUUGUGUUAGAUCUUGUCCUCUCUCUACAAUGACAUCUCUAAUGCUGUGGUUUUCCUGGUUAAGAUCCAUGCAUUGCAGGCGAAGAGGGAGUCAUAAAUGUGGCUCAUAUAUGAGCUGUCAAGAUCUAGAACUAAUUAGUGAGGGCACAGUGAGAGAGAUCUCAAGUAAGAGGACUGCCCUCGUACUUCUGAAGUUAAUAAGAUUCGCGACAGAUCAAUUGAUGUAGAUAAGCUUUUGACUGAAGGAGGACUAGAAUCCAUGUCAAAUAUAUUGAUGCAACUGUAUGGUUUACAUGAAUUCAAAAUUA